Messenger RNA from Topomyia yanbarensis, 2283 nucleotides. Its product is annotated as hepatocyte nuclear factor 3-beta. The record is from RefSeq and is a predicted model, not a curated record. Gene Ontology annotation, biological process: regulation of transcription by RNA polymerase II. The transcript is spliced from 5 exons. The coding region runs from base 499 to 1989 and encodes 496 amino acids. Gene Ontology annotation, molecular function: RNA polymerase II cis-regulatory region sequence-specific DNA binding; DNA-binding transcription factor activity, RNA polymerase II-specific. NCBI's taxonomy places the organism in Eukaryota, Metazoa, Arthropoda, Insecta, Diptera, Culicidae.
UCGAAAAUGGUCAAACGGGUGAAAAUUUAGUGUAUUCCACGAAAAGUUGGUGGAAAAUCAUGAAAAUCAUAAUCCAGUAAUGAUGCUUUCCGCCCUUGGGGUCAGUGUAACGCCAAUGUAACGGAAAAAAAAGUUUGAAAUAUAGUGCUCAAAUACAGUGGCUUACCAACGAAGCGAUAAAACUGAAAAAAGUUUGGAAAACGGGAAUAAGAAUUCGUGCCCUGGGGAACCGAGUGUCAUACGGGCCAAAUCGGUUAAAGUGCGAGUGUAUUUCAAAAUUGCAGCAAUUUUGAAUGUCCUGAAAUAAUCAUUAAAUCAAUGGAAAAAUGUGCUCAAAUAUGUUGUCAAGCAAUAAUAUCAGCUCAUGAAGAAGUAACAAUUUAGUGACACGCAAAAAAGCAGAAAAUCGCCAUCAUCCUUCAAACGACCCAGUUAUUUUACGCACUCGGCACAAUCGGAUUCCAAAGAGCCUGGGUGUCCCUAGAACCAGAAACCAAAAUGACGCAGUUGGAAGAUGAUGUCCUAUUGAAUAAUUUGUUGAAAUUUCCCGGGACCAUCAUCAUCUACAACAAUGACCUGAACAGCUACAAUUACGUUCUGAAUGGACACAACUCAAUACCCCUGACCACUGGCAGCACACCACUGCCGGACGGUUCGAUGGAUUUGAACGGUGCAGUGUCCAUCAAUGUUGAAACCAUUCCGUCGGAGCCUCCGCUAGAAUCACCAGCAACAUCGACAAACUCGUUACAAAGUCAACACGAUGAUAUCUGCAGUGCCAGUAACAGUAGCCUAGUAACCGAAUCCGCGGCCAACACAUCCGGUAGCAUCAACGAGGACUACGAUGGAGAAGAGAUGGACGUCGAUGAGGACUCGGAGCCGGAACUAACCAAUCUCUCCUGGUUGACAGAGCUCAAGAACAUCACCAAUCUGACGCCAUCGGAUAUCCCGCUGACGGAUCUUCCGACGGCUCGAUUCAAUAAGUUUAUCGCUCAAGUGAGAAGAAGUCGCGAAUCGUACGACAAACGUAAAGAACAGUUCACCGCGUUAUCAAAUUGCGAGGAGAAACCUCCUUUCAAUUACGCGCAAAUCAUUGCAAUGGCCAUGCUGGACGAAGGCCGGAUGACACUGAAGCAGAUCUGUAAAUGGAUACAGGAAAAGUUCAUCUACUAUAAAGUGCACAAGAACUGGAAUAACUCCAUCCGACACAACCUUUCCUUGAGUUUCUACUUCACGAAAGUUUCACGAGCGAAGGAUGAAAAAGGCAAGGGAGGCUACUGGGAGCUAUCGAUGGACGCAUCUAAAAGUGAGAGGAAGCGAAUUCGGGUGCGACAACGUAACCGAGGAAAAUCUGCCGGGUCGUCAACUCGUAGCCGUAAUCGGUUACGCAAAACAAACAACAAUAGCAAGUCCACGAUCAACAACAAUUUGCAGUCACCAGACAAAAGUUCCUCUGGAGGGAGCCCCGACGGAAACAAUAACAACAACAAUUCAAGUGAUACCAUUUUUAACAAGAACACAAGUGCCGAAAGUAUUUCCGUGGAUGAUCAAAUCAUACAAACAGUAACCAUGGACACCAAUAAUCCCUCCGAUUCCAUAAACGAACAGGUUUAUAAAGCAAACGAAUCGUCAGAGAUGGCCAUGCUUGAAGAUCAACUAAUCAAAACCAGUGCCUUGGUGGAAAAUUGCGCAAUAAACUUUGAUUCGAUCAUAAAUGCGGAAACAAAUGGCAACAUAUUCACCACUCUGAACGUUGAUGAGAUCUUCUCCGGCAACGAAAUUCCGCAGCCUGCUAACGACGAUAUAAUCGUUCCGUUCUUCGGUACCAAUGGCCAACAAACGAUCCAAACAGGACCCAACGUAAUCGUUGAAACGAUUCCGUAUUUCCUUCCCGAUAUGGGCAACUUCGAUGAGCAGGACUUUGGAAAUUUGAUCAACAUCAACGAGCAGGAGAUCAGUGACGAGUUCCUUAACGAGCAUGGAUUUCUGUAAAUUUAAGAAGCUCAAAAAGCAGCAUUUUUCCUCUUUGUAGUAUUCUGGAAAUCCAAUAUUGACUGUUGGUGCCUUUGACAACCAGUGUUUAUUCCGUCCAAGCCAUAGAAAACCACUAGUCCCUACUAGUAAGAUUUAGUAGAUUUAGGAAUACAGUAAGAGAAUUGCAGUACAACAUGGUGAAACGUUUGGCCAUGGGUACUAGACAUCGAGAGUGGAAUGCAAUCGCAAAGUAAGAAGUCUGAAGAGUAAAUCAUCUUUUCUAAGCUGUUAAAACUGUGUUUGUAGGAUUAC